Messenger RNA from Sphenostylis stenocarpa, 909 nucleotides. Lineage: Eukaryota; Viridiplantae; Streptophyta; Magnoliopsida; Fabales; Fabaceae. The record is from the annotation of a GenBank genome assembly.
AUGGCAGUUGAGCCUCCGCACAUCAAUCUCUUCCCCUCGCAGUUACUAACGGCCAGGGACAUGACGAAACCGAAUCGCGCCUUCUACAACGCGCAACUCGAAGGUGGUGCGGCUCUGCCUUCAACGGUGGUGCCGUUUCAUCGCGCCACCCUCUGUGACCCCAACUCCAUCAACAAGUCCGACAGCGGCCUCACCUACCACAUCCCCCUCCCCAGGAAACGCUCCAGGGAUUGCAUGACUGAGUCCAACGCUCCUCCUGUUUCGCAGAAAAUCAAAAUCUCCUCUCAACCCUCCUCUUUCGACCAGGAGCUUGUCUUCCAUUUCCAGAACCAGCAAUCCGAGAUCGACCGCUUCAUCGCGCAACACACAGAGAGAGUGUGGGUGGAGCUCGAGGAGCAGCGAGUGAGGCAAUCAAGAAUGUUGGUGAAGGCGAUACAAGAGGCCGUCGCGAAGAAACUGAAGGAGAAAGACGAGGAGAUUCAGCGCGUGGGGAAGCUCAAUUGGGUGCUGCAAGAAAGAGUGAAGAGUCUCAGCGUGGAGAACCAGAUUUGGAGGGAGUUGGCGCAGAACAACGAGGCCACCGCGAAUUCGCUCAGGAACAAUCUGGAACAAGUGCUGGCGCACGUUAGCGAGGAGAACCACCAUCACGGCGGCGCCCCCGCCGAGUCGAGUUGCGGUAGCAACAAUAACCACGGCAAGGAGGAUGAAGAAGUAUGCGGCGGGAACAGAAACGGAAACGAGGGCGUUUUGGGAAGAAGAAUGUGCAAUGAGUGUGGGGUAAGAGAAUCGAUAGUGCUGCUGUUGCCAUGUAGGCAUCUGUGUCUGUGCACAAUGUGUGGGUCCACCGUCCACAAUUGUCCUCUUUGUCACUCUGGCAUUAAUGCCAGUGUCCAUGUCAAUUACUCUUAG